Molecule: messenger RNA, 131 nt
Organism: Acaulospora colombiana
Lineage: Eukaryota; Fungi; Glomeromycota; Glomeromycetes; Diversisporales; Acaulosporaceae
Source: the annotation of a GenBank genome assembly
CAGAAAGAGAUAAAUGUCUUUUGAAUUGCAUAGUUAAUCCUGUAGAAUUACUAUUGGUAAAACUUUCGACUUGGGCGUCAUCCUUCCUAGUGAUUUUUAAACAGCGUAAGAAAGAGUCUACUUUAUCAUAG